This is a messenger RNA of Tilletiopsis washingtonensis, 909 nucleotides long. RefSeq lists its product as hypothetical. The transcript is spliced from 3 exons. The record is from RefSeq and is a predicted model, not a curated record. NCBI's taxonomy places the organism in Eukaryota, Fungi, Basidiomycota, Exobasidiomycetes, Entylomatales. The coding region runs from base 49 to 894 and encodes 281 amino acids.
CCUCAUCCUCCCUCGCCUCGCGAGUCGCCCACCGCCCGCAGCCUCGCCAUGUCGGCCGUCGCAAGCAGCAGCAGCAGCAGUGCCGCGUCCUCCUCUGCCGCACCAGCCGCACAGAGCCAGCGCAUCGGCAUCGAGCAGCUGCUCGCCGCGCGCCGCGCCUCGCCCGCCGUGCGCGUCGUCGUCGAUGCGCCCGCGCUGUCCAUCGGCUGCGCGGCCGUCCUCGCGCUGCGCGCCGUCGCGAUUGGACAGCCAGCAGCACUGGUGGGCACACGCACACUCAUGGGCAUGUUCCCAGUCGCAUUCCCGUACUUUGCACUGCGAGAGCUCGUCGUUGUGCCGCAGCUCGGCGGCAGCGUGACCAGUGCCGAGGCACGGCAUCUCGGCGGCGUGCCCCAGAGCGCGCUCUCCGGUCUGCUGCUCGGGCCCGUCGUAAGCAUGUACCGAUCUCGAGGCGCGAUGCACGGCGUGCCACGUGCUGCCUUGACGUUCGCCGCUGCGUUUGGAGGAGGCCAGCUGCUGCUCAACGAGGUCAUGGCAGCCAGUGGCUGGGUGUACGCCAAGACGCGCUCCGAGAGCGAGCAGAGCGAAGUGUCCAGCGGCGCUUCGCCGUCUGGCAGUGUCGCGUCUGCAGCGGCGCCCUCGCGUCCUCUUGCCGCACCAGCACAGCCCGACGCCAUGCCCGCAGCACCCUCACCCGAGGCGCAGCACGACGAGCCGUGGUAUUCGCGCGCCAGUCUCUCGCGCCUGCUGCCCGUGCGCAAGAUCUCGGACGACGAGUACGCGCGCAAGCUGGGCGAGCGCGAGCGCGAGCUGGAGAAGCGCCUGGCCGAGCUGCACGGCGAACUGCGUGCCUCUUCGGUGGAGGAGCGAGGCGCAGGCGCUGUCAAGGUGUGAAUGGGGGGGGGGGGG